AUGGGCCGUCAAAAGCAAACAAACCCGCUACAGCGAACUCCCUCACAGUCAAUGCGCAAUGAAGCCGAAGCCGCCGCCCAAGUUGCUGAGAAGCAUGUCAAUGGACGCGCUACAAAUCCAGUGAAUGUUCAAGAGGCCGGCCCGACAAAGGUAGCUGCGACCCUGGAGACAGUCGCCGACACUCCUGGAUUGAUGCAGCUGCUCAUCUGCGUGCUCGGUAUUUACGCGGCAUUCCUCUCAUGGGGUGUCCUACAGGAAGCAAUUACCACAACGAGCUACGCCAUUCAUCCUGCAAGCGCUGCCGACCCUGAGCCUGAGACAGAGCGCUUCACCUACUCUCUAGUCCUGAAUACCAUUCAGUCGUCCUUUGCCGCCAUCACUGGCUUCCUCUACCUCUACCUCUCUACACCCAAGGGCCAGAGCAUGCCCUCAAUCUUCCCUACGCGCAGCAUAAUCUUCCCGUUGCUUCUGGUCAGCAUUUCCUCGUCACUCGCGUCUCCAUUCGGGUACGCCAGUCUCGCGCAUAUCGACUACCUCACCUUUAUUCUUGCAAAAUCAUGCAAGCUCCUCCCAGUCAUGCUCCUACAUUUGACUAUAUUCCGCAAGAAGUACCCGCUAUACAAGUAUGGUGUUGUGCUCUUAGUCACUCUCGGCGUUGCUACCUUCACCCUACACCACCCAGGAACGAGUAAAAAGGUUGCUGCAUCGGCAGAGAAGCAGUCCGGCUCUUCCAUGUGGGGUAUCUUCCUGCUGUCUAUCAACCUGCUGCUUGACGGCCUGACAAAUACGACGCAAGAUCAUGUCUUCACCUCUCCCAAGAGGUACACCCGCUUUUCUGGUCCCCAGAUGAUGGUUGCGCAAAAUGUCCUCUCUACGCUUCUGACCUCUGCAUAUCUUUUGAUCAUGCCCCAUGUGUCUCAGAGCGGUAUUCUGCACAACUUGCUACCUAUUCCCAUCCCUCCCUCCACUGAGACGGAGCUGUUCUCGGCCAUCUCCUUCCUCACUCGUCACCCCGAAGCGUUGAAACACGUACUCGGAUUCGCGGCUUGUGGCGCUGUCGGCCAAUUGUUCAUCUUCUACACCCUGUCGCACUUCUCAUCUCUGCUGCUGGUCACUGUGACCGUCACCCGCAAGAUGUUGACCAUGCUCUUGAGCGUGUUCUGGUUUGGUCACUCCCUUUCCGCCGGACAAUGGCUAGGCAUUGGCCUAGUGUUCGGUGGCAUUGGCGCCGAAGCCGUGGUGCAAAGAUCAGAGAAGAAGGCCAAGGAGAAGGCCAAGCUUGAAAAUGCCAAGAAGGCGCAGUAG
Penicillium maclennaniae is the source of this 1305-nucleotide messenger RNA. RefSeq names its product UDP-galactose transporter HUT1. Gene Ontology annotation, molecular function: UDP-galactose transmembrane transporter activity; UDP-glucose transmembrane transporter activity. Gene Ontology annotation, biological process: UDP-galactose transmembrane transport. Bases 1 to 1305 code for a protein of 434 amino acids. The record is from RefSeq and is a predicted model, not a curated record. Lineage: Eukaryota; Fungi; Ascomycota; Eurotiomycetes; Eurotiales; Aspergillaceae. The transcript has 2 exons. Gene Ontology annotation, cellular component: Golgi membrane; endoplasmic reticulum membrane.